AUGAAUAUCCAGUUGGCGCAGAAUCUACAGAGAGAAAUCAAAAGGUCACUGGAUCUCUUUGAAUCCACGGGGCCUGAGCAGUCCCGGGCCAACGCUCAUGAGAAGGCGUUACACUUGGCACAGGCGCUUGCCCGUCCACGAGAGGCAAUCCUGAGACUAUCAUACUUACCAAGUGCUUUGAUGGCCGUCAAAGUGGCUCAUGACUUAAACGUUUUCACUCUGCUUGCCCAGGCGACCAGACCAGUGCCUUUAACCGAAUUGGCAGCUUCGAAAGCAGCCGAUCCUCGGUUAGUUGAGCAAAUAAUGCGCACUGUGGUCGCAAGUGGUUUCGCGGAAGAGCCAUUGCCUUGUGAAUACCUGCCCAAUGCGAUCUCCAGGGAGAUGACCGAACGCGGCCCCAUUGGCAUGAUGGAGUCAAUAUUCCUUGAAUUCCUGCCUUCUAUCCAGAAGGCUUCGGAGUAUCUCCGAGCUAUCAAUUAUCGCAACCCAGACGACCGGAUGCGUGCCCCUCUCCAGUCAUCGUAUAGAAUUAUGCCGACAUUUACCCCUUUCUAG
Talaromyces atroroseus is the source of this 555-nucleotide messenger RNA. RefSeq lists its product as hypothetical. The record is from RefSeq and is a predicted model, not a curated record. Lineage: Eukaryota; Fungi; Ascomycota; Eurotiomycetes; Eurotiales; Trichocomaceae. The transcript is spliced from 4 exons. The coding region runs from base 1 to 555 and encodes 184 amino acids. Gene Ontology annotation, molecular function: methyltransferase activity.